ACGCUCCCUCGGUGGGCUGUGUGUCACGUGAUUUGCUAGAGGAGCAGCAUGGCGGACACAUGCGCCGCUCCUAAACAAACUCCGGCUGUUUUGAGCUCGUAGUUCAGCGCGUUAUUCCUGUUUUUAAUCCGGUUACAGGCCGGGAGAGCGCCGUUUAACGCUGGAUAUCGGAUGUAAUUGUGAGGAGAGGCAUGGACGAGGGGAAUAAACUGCAGUUCCCGUCUCUCCCUGCGAGCAAGGAGGACCAACUGGACUGGUCGUAUCCAAUGAGGAGAGAGAUGCAGGAAAUCCUCCCUGGCCUCUUUCUGGGUCCCUACUCAGCUGCAAUGAAGAGCAAGCUCUCGAUGCUGGAGAAACAGGGAAUCACUCACAUCGUCUGCGUCAGGCAGGACAUCGAGGCCAACUUCAUCAAGCCAAAUUUCCCCCUCAAAUUUAGGUACCUAGUUUUAGAUAUUGCAGAUAAUCCUGUGGAGAACAUUAUUAGACAUUUCCCGGUGACUAAAGAGUUCAUCGAUGGAUGUUUAGAGAGCGGAGGAAAGGUUCUUGUUCAUGGAAAUGCAGGGAUUUCUAGAAGCGCUGCCUUAGUUAUUGCUUACCUUAUGGAGACGUUCGGGGUGAAAUACAGAGACGCUUUCAGCCACGUUCAGGAGAGGAGGUUCUGCAUCAACCCCAACGUGGGCUUCGUCCAUCAGCUACAGGAAUAUGAAGCGAUCUAUCUCGCCCGGCUAACCAUUAAAAUGAUGUCACCCAUCCAGCUGGGACGCUCCUUCUCCAUCCAAGCAGGAAUGCCAGGGAGUCUAAAGCGAACACUAGAGGAGGAUGAAGAUUUUGGGAAUAUGCAAGUACAGACGGCACAGAACGGAUAGGCUCUAGUUUCUGGGUGCUUUAGCUGCGGUGAACUUCUUCUUUUUUUUACAUUUUUAUGGGGUUUAAAAAUGUAAAUACUGAAACUUUUGUAUAGAGGAUGGGGUGGGCGGGGCUGCUCGUCGAGACGGGGGCGGGGUUUGAUAAAUAUUUUGGUUUUGUUUCGUUUUUUUCAUGUUUUUUUUCAGCCGUAUGCACUGAUGAGGUUUUUUGCAGUUUUAUAGUAUUUAACGCAUUUUGCAUUUGCAGCGGGACAGUAUUGCAAUAAUGCUCUUUUGAUACUUGAACUACUAUUAUUUUUGCUGGACGUUCGAGUUUGAAUAAGGGAAAGAAAUUGUUGAAGGGGGAGGGGGUGAUGUUGGGAAUAGGAUGAAUUAGAAAGGAAUGGGAUGGGACGGGAUGAGAAUAUCAGUAGGAAGAAAGAAAUGCUUGUGAGAAUUAACAAUCUGCUCAAUAAAAAAACAUAAAGGUGGCUGAA
Astyanax mexicanus (Mexican tetra) is the source of this 1342-nucleotide messenger RNA. It is a transcript of the gene styx, whose product is annotated as serine/threonine/tyrosine interacting protein. The coding region runs from base 192 to 866 and encodes 224 amino acids. The record is from RefSeq and is a predicted model, not a curated record. Gene Ontology annotation, biological process: negative regulation of SCF-dependent proteasomal ubiquitin-dependent catabolic process; regulation of ERK1 and ERK2 cascade; negative regulation of protein binding. Gene Ontology annotation, cellular component: nucleoplasm; cytoplasm. Lineage: Eukaryota; Metazoa; Chordata; Actinopteri; Characiformes; Acestrorhamphidae. The transcript is spliced from 11 exons. Gene Ontology annotation, molecular function: F-box domain binding; protein tyrosine/serine/threonine phosphatase activity.